AUGAACAAGAAGGAACGCAAUAACACACGUCUUUAUCGGCUCUACAUUGGAAAUAGCAAUUGGGUCACGUUGCCCCAAAAGACGACUGAUGAUUUAAAUGCCAUCUUCCAAAAAGGCGAGGCCACACGAUAUGAGAUUUCACCUGGACUUUAUUUUGAUAUCCUGCCAAAUGACGUGGAUUGUAAUAGCAAGAACACGGAUCUUUGUCGGUUGAUGCGUGCGGAUCUAAGUUAUGAACAGCAGCAACAAAAGGAUGAUGAUGAUGAAGAAGAAGACCAAGAAUGUGUACAGCAACAAUUACUUUCAAGCUUUGUUAAAAAGCUACUUGAAUCGCAAGGUACCAUGGAUGCUUUUCCACCCACCAAGAAAACGGAUGAGCCAUUACCACGUGUGCUUGAUUUAUCUACCCAUCGUCAUCUUAGUUUGGUGCCCACGCCACCCUUGGGUACAUAUGGUCGUCGUCCAUCAUCAUCGACAGGGAAUGCUACUGGUACAAAAACCUCAUCCCUUGGAUUAUCCUCUGGAAUGCAUCAUCAAGGAUCUGGCAACAGCAACAGAAAGCGUAAAGGUGGAGGUGGAGUAUCAUCAUCACCUGGUCGACGACAACAGGGAUUGAACAACCAAAGAAAAGCAGCCGCAGCAGCAGCAGCAAAGCAAGCGGAACGAGCAAUGAUGGAAGAAGAGAAUAACAAGGCCAUGCUUACCACGAUGAUGAAAGAACAUGAAUUGACACAUGGAACUGCUGGUGCUGCUGCAACCACAAGCCUUUCUCCUAUGACUGCCCAUGAUGAUGCCUAUCCUUUCUAUGGCAUGGGGAUGCAGCAGCAUACGCAUGAACAACAUCAUCCAUCGCCUUUUUCUUCAGUGAUGCUGUCACGUUAUGAGAGAGAUCUUUUGCCACCUUUACCUUCACUUCAUUCAAGAGAAAACCAGUAUUCUCAUUGGUCACCUUCAGCCCAUCAUUACUACCAAAGACAGCAACAACAAGCCCAUUCACCUAUCAUGUUCCAUGGUGGUGGUGGUGGUGGCGGCAAUGGUGACGACCAUUAUCAUGGUAUCCUGGACGCCCAUAACCCAUGGAUGUCCCCUCAGCAAGAAGCAACAACAACCGGUGCUGAUAACACAGAUGAUUCUUAUUUCAACAAACCAAAUUAUAUGGUGGCAGCAGCAGCUGCAGCAGCAGCUAAUUUUUCACCCUUUCCCAAUGAUGCUGCUACUGAAGCUCCAACAUCUUCACAACAGCAACAACACUAUCAUCCCGAUCCUCCUCCUCCUCCACAACAAUCCCCUACCGCUUCACAUGAGACCCUUCUUUCCCAGGAUGGUACCACCACUGCCACUACCACUACUUCAUUUCCAUUCCUGCAACCUGGUAUCCAUGUUGUGCAACAACAACAAACAUUGUCUGAGGAUGGACCUCGUUCCAUUUAA
This is a messenger RNA of Lichtheimia ornata, 1431 nucleotides long. RefSeq lists its product as uncharacterized. The record is from RefSeq and is a predicted model, not a curated record. The transcript has a single exon. Bases 1 to 1431 code for a protein of 476 amino acids. Lineage: Eukaryota; Fungi; Mucoromycota; Mucoromycetes; Mucorales; Lichtheimiaceae.